AUGACAAAGGAAUUUACAUCGGAAGAAAAUGAAGAAAAUACGGUCGAAAAAAAUUUGUCUUUAGAGGUUAGGCCAUUACCAUCUCAGGUUGAAAAUCAACAUACAGAGAGGACGAAUUCAGUAGUAGUGAUAGUUCAGGAAAGAACUAAAGCGCAGAAACCAGUCAAACGAUUGAAAAUUAUAACACUGAGCGGAUUCAAAGAUGAUCAUUUCUCACAAUGGAGCAAUUGGUCACCAUGUAGAAGAGCUGGUGAAAGAAGCAUAAGAAGACGGAAAUGCUACAAUCUACAAAAAUGUGUUGGCGCAUUAAUGGAAGUCAAGAAAUGUCCUAAAACAGUACAAGAAGAGUCUGAAUUUGAAGGUAUAAUAUUUCUUUACAGACUUUUGCAAAUAUACGAGUGA
Molecule: messenger RNA, 402 nt
Organism: Loa loa (African eye worm)
Lineage: Eukaryota; Metazoa; Nematoda; Chromadorea; Rhabditida; Onchocercidae
Exons: 3
Coding region: 1-402 (133 amino acids)
Source: RefSeq, a predicted model, not a curated record